Molecule: messenger RNA, 4136 nt
Organism: Corapipo altera (White-ruffed manakin)
Lineage: Eukaryota; Metazoa; Chordata; Aves; Passeriformes; Pipridae
Gene: TMEM164
Product: transmembrane protein 164
Exons: 7
Coding region: 309-1259 (316 amino acids)
Source: RefSeq, a predicted model, not a curated record
AGGGGCCGGGCCAGCCGCGGGGAGCGGCCCGCCCGCUCGGGCCCGGAGUCUCGGCCGUGCCGGCGCUGCCGCCGAGCGGAGCGUUGCUUCCUCCUUCCCGUCCCUUCCCUUCGCCGGGGCCGGCGCCAUGGCCGGGGGCGCUGGGCCUGCCGCUCUCUGACACCCGCCCGCCCGCGGAGGCUGCUGCCAGCGGGGCUCCUCCGGGCAUCGGAAGGGAGAGUGGAGAAUUGCCCUUGCCCCGGGCGGAGCUGCUCCGUUCUCCUGGAGCUCUGGAAGGAAGGACUGCAAAGGGAACCUCUGGACGUUUCAUGUUUCGUCAGCCCGGCAGAAUUUUGGCUUUGAUUCCGUCUUGCUCUUACCUGUUCCUGGAGAAGAGGCACCGUCCCGCCAUGUCUCGCUACAGCCUCCACAACCUCCUGGACUGGAUGUAUGGGGGGGUGGACCCCAGCUUUGCCGGCAAUGGAGGGCCGGAAUGCGCUGCCUUUCUCUCGGGGAAGCAGCGCUUGCUGGAGAGUUUGGUCUUCCUCAGCGUAGGCAUCGUGGAGAUCCUCCUGUCCUUGGGGAAGCUCAGGCAUCUGCACCUCAGGGAGCUGGAGAAUCUGCUGCAGCAGCCCCAGGCUAAGCAGGAGAGCUUGGGCAAGAACGUGCUGCUGGUGCUGCUCUGCCUCAUCUUUGGGCUGGAGGUGGGGUUCAAGUUUGCCACCAGGACUGUCAUUUACCUCCUGAAUCCCUGCCAUGUGGUCACCAUGAUGCAGAUUUUUCUUCUCGCCUGUCCCCCAUGUCGGACUGCAAUGAUUCUCUUCAGGUUGCAGAUGCAUAUGCUGAAUGGGGCCCUGUUGGCAUUGCUGUUUCCUGUUGUUAAUACACGCCUGCUCCCAUUUGAAAUGGAAAUUUAUUAUAUCCAGCAUGUGAUGCUUUAUGUUGUGCCCAUCUAUCUGCUGCAGAAAGGAGGUAUCUACACUCCAGAGCCACUCUGCAAUUUCUGGUGGGCUCUUUUAUCCACGGGGUUUAUGUUUGUGUAUCACUUUAGCAUCUUGCAGAUUCUGGGACUGGUUACAGAAGUGAAUUUGAACAACAUGUUGUGCCCAGCUGUCUCAGAUCCUUUUUAUGGGCCCUGGUAUCGAGUCUGGGCGUGUGGACAUCAGACUGUCAUGACCAUGACCCAUGGGAAGCUUGUAAUCCUACUGUUUUACAGUGCUGUCCCCAUCUUUAAAUGUAGCAUGGACUUGCUCAGACUCCCAGCUAAGAAAAUAGACUGAAAUUUCUCCCCGUGGAGUCGUGCAGGAAGCAGAGACACCUAUACUGGAAAACAAGGAGGAGGGAUGAGAGGACAACGGCUUUAUACUUCUCCCCACAGUUUAUUGCCUCAGAAACACCUUUGUAAUCAAGUGAGGGGUUUUUUUUACCUGCUGUUUCUCACUGCCUAUUGCCAAUGGCAAAAUUAGUGGCCUUAUUCUGGGAAAGGUUUGUGUUUUAUACAUUUUGUAUAGAUUACAGUAGAAUCUUGCUAAGCCACCACUAAAGUUAGGCCAGGACCUGUCCACAUUCCAGCAAAGAGAGUGGCAGUGCUACCUUGUUUUGACUUAUUUUCCAUUAAAUAUAAGUACAGUUCUAUCAUGGGAUAGGAAAUAAUGCUGCAUUGCAACACUCCAGUGAUGUGAACGAACACAUGCUGAACCACAUCAUCUUGGCUUAACUCUUAGAACCUGAAUGUUCCCAAACAGCCACAGGAAACAAUGUUAAUCUCCCAGUUGUAAGUGCAAAGAAGUGAGGUUCUACUGUACUUUCUUUAAGCUGGUUGAAAAUGUUGGGGAACAAUAACUCAUUCAAACAAUACUUUUUUUGGUUUGUUUUUUAAAUCAACUACUUAAUUCUUAAGCUGCUGUGGAUAAAUAUCCAUCUAGUGAAGUCCCAUCAUAUCUUGAUGCUUUGGAGAUACUUUUAUUUGGCUGAAUGGAAAAAAAAUCAUGUUGAAAUAAUUUCAAAAGACCAUGUUAUGUAUAAGCCAUGAUAAGAUAAUGCAUCCACUCUUCUGUCCAGACUUUGAACAAAAUGUUUUUUCACUUAGCUUAGACUGGAGAAGGAGUGGAGAUACAAAGUCCAUUGUAAAGAUCAGAGUUCUCUUUUUUUUUUUACUUAGUAGCUUUUGAAACAUUCCUGCUCCGUCUACACUGCUCCUGGCUGAGUAGACUGGUUAAAAAAGGAACAAACUGAAACUGUUCUCUCCCUACAGCUCUUUUACAUUCUGUGUACUGAUUUUAAAAUACAGGUACAAACAGGAAUGUCUAAUCAGUACAGGCCUCUACUGAAAAGAACAUGUUCCAGUUUACUGGUAAGAAUAAAUCUUCUUUUGGAGAACAGGAUGUAGAUGGGCAGAAUGAUAAACGGUGAACUGUGUACCUGUUCAAAUUUUGCAAGGCUAGAGGAGAAACUGUUGGGCAGAAAGAUGGGAAAUCCUGAGUGUGUUCUUCCAGAACUGUGAGUCUGUGUCACAGGCUGUUGGGUUUUGAGGCUGCAGGUUUUUGUUGCACAGAAGUUUGUUGCAAUUUAUAGAUUCAUUGUGUUAUCAAAGCUGUGACUUGUAAGAUAAACCAAAACCACCAUACCUCCUUCAGCUGGAUCACCUGAAGGGAUGUUCUGAAGUUAGGGUACAGUCAUUUAUACCUCAGGAGGGAAAACUAAGGACAAGAAGUGGUUGAUUUUGGGCUUUUUGUCUGUUUUCCUUAAAAAAGGAAAAUUUUCAUUGGCGAAGGAAGAAGCGGCUACUUCAAAUAUUUUUAUUCUGUAUGAUUAAAAAAACCACACCUCAAUCAGAAAAAUAUUGUCCCACAUUGAUUUACAGACUAGUUUUUGGGUUUCUUCCAUGCCUUGCUCUGUGUGUUUGUAUGUGUACAUAUAUAUACAUAUACAUAUACAUAUAUAUAUAUAUACACACACAUACAUAAAAGAGAAUAGAUACAUGUAUGCUUACAAUUUGAGAACAUGCAGCAUGUACCUGAACUAUCCCUCAGGCAUAUACAGCUGGUGUGAGUUACACAGACUAUGUGGCUCCUGGUGUUUUUAAUUAGAAUUCAACUCAGAAGAUAAGCACCUGAUUUAACACAGAGUUCACUGUCACUCAGUGUUGGUACAUGAUGAAUUCCACUGUGGACUCUCCCUGCUGCAUCAGGAGAGCUGGGAAUAUCUUCUGAAGCGUUUGUGGAGCGGGGCCUAAAGAAAGAAUGUGUUGGCAUUGAAGGCCUGAAUCCAUCUGUGGAAGAUCACUGGAUGAGCUGCUGAAGGGAUGGAAGUUCUUGCUGGUUGUUUCAGCAGAUUCAGUCCUUUGUGAUGAAACACAGGAUGUUGCUGGGAGAUGCCAACACUGGAUGUUAAAGCCUGUCCCUUAUUAAUAUAUUUCAUCCCCUGUGCAGUGCUGAGCAAAAUACUAAUUCUUCCCAACCUGUAUCAUGGUUUAUUUAUUUACUUAAAAAUUCGGCAAAAUGCCUUAUGUUGGAUUCAAUUCUGUUUAGAAGGCAUAUUUGGUAUUACAAUAGAAUGAUUUUAGCCACAUUUUCCCAAAUACUAUUUAGCAUUAUUAUUUGCUUAACUUAAAGUUUUUUGUUUUUUAAAAAAAUCUUUCCUGUUUUUUAAAGAAUCUUUCCUUUUUUCCCCCCUCAGAAUAUUGUAGUUACUAGAAACAUUUCUAUAGGUAGCAGUCUUUUUUUUUUCUUUUUUAAACUAUUUAUAGUCAUAUGCUUCAGGGCAUUCCAAACAAGUAUAAAGCAGCUGCUGUUUGCCACCACUGACUGCCUCUGGUCAAUUAAAACUGCAGGAGCAUUUAAAUGAGCUCAGGUGUCUCACCAGUGUAGGCUCUUUGCUUGGAAUGCAAAAUUUGUGAGCUCUUCUGGCUGACUUAAAAUUCAGUAGCAGGAAUGGCAGAGCUGACAUGAGGGAAAUCCCUGGGCAGUUUGGCUGAAGGGAUUCCUGGUGCGGUUGUACCUCUUGCACCACUGGCUGUGACAGCAGAGCCACUGAGUGGUCACUGCUGCCCUCCUUCCCACCCUGGAUCAGAGCUGGCUGGUGGUCACUGGGCUGACUUGUGCUUUUCCCUGUUAUGCUGGUCCAAAAAAACCUUUAAGAUCAUCAAACCAACCAUU